This is a messenger RNA of Maudiozyma barnettii, 1599 nucleotides long. Its product is annotated as cytosine permease. Gene Ontology annotation, molecular function: nucleobase transmembrane transporter activity. The record is from RefSeq and is a predicted model, not a curated record. Gene Ontology annotation, cellular component: fungal-type vacuole membrane; plasma membrane. NCBI's taxonomy places the organism in Eukaryota, Fungi, Ascomycota, Saccharomycetes, Saccharomycetales, Saccharomycetaceae. Gene Ontology annotation, biological process: transmembrane transport; cytosine transport. The transcript has a single exon. Bases 1 to 1599 code for a protein of 532 amino acids.
AUGAAAGAAGAUAACGCGUAUCAAGAACACUUUGCUACUGAUGUCGAAAAGGGUCUUAUCCUAGACGGUCAUGAUUCUGUAGUGUCUUCACGGAAUUCUACCUCUGAGAAACAAGAUGAUAAAAAUAAUUUUGUCAGAGAAACUUCAGAUGAUUUUUCUGAGACGUCUUCUUUUUACGAAAAAUGGUUUACACAUAUGAAUGUUGAGAGUAGUGGUAUUGAACCAAUUGGUGAUGACAAAAAAACUGAUCCAUCAUUAUUGAACCCUACUAUUGUUUGGUUUUCUGCUAAUUUUGUCCUUUCUGCAUAUGCGAUUGGUGCCUUAGGGCCUAUGGUUUAUGGUUUAAACUUCGGUACAUCCGCUUUGACAGUAAUCUUUUUUAAUAUUAUCGGAUGUAUCCCUGUGGGUUAUUUUUCUGUCUUUGGUGCUAAAUUAGGUAUUAGACAGAUGAUUCUGUCUCGGUAUUGGAUGGGUAAUAUUACAGGUCGUUUUUUCUCAUUAAUUAACGUCAUUGCUUGCGUUGGUUGGUGUGUCUUGAACACAAUAUGUUCUGCUCAAUUAUUAAAUAUGGUUAAUUCCGGAUCUGGUCAUGAAUUGCCAUUAUGGGCAGGUUGUCUAGUCAUUAUAUGUGGUACUGUCAUAAUUUCAUUUUUCGGCUAUACUGCUAUCCAUAAAUUUGAAAAAUGGUCAUGGAUCCCUAAUCUUGCCAUAUUUCUUGUCAUUAUUGCUAGAUUGAAACUAUCUGGUAAAUGGGAUAACGGUGAAUGGACCAAAGGACCUACGACUGCAGGAAAUGUUUUAUCAUUUGGUUGUGCAGUAUUUGGUUAUUCAGGUGCAUGGGCCACAUAUGCUUCCGAUUAUACAGUAUUUAUGCCAAGGAAUACAAGUAGUUGGAAAAUUAGUAUUGCCUUAUCUUUGGGGAUCUAUAUUCCAUUAUGUUUUGUUAUGAUGCUUGGUGCUGCAUGUGGUAUGGGUGGUGUCAAUGAUCCAACAUGGCAGAAAUUGUAUGAAGAAAAUUCAAUUGGUGGAUUGACGUAUGCUGUAUUAGUACCAGAUUCAGUUCAUGGUUUCGGUCAAUUUUGUUGUGUUGUUCUGGCGUUAUCUACCAUUGCAAACAAUUUACCAAAUAUGUAUACCGUUUCACUUUCUGUACAAGCACUUUGGUCUCCAUUAGCAAAAAUUCCAAGACCAUGUUGGACCAUAGCAGGCAAUGCUGCAGCAUUGGCUAUUUCAAUCCUUGCAUGUUAUUUUUUCAAGUCGUUUCUUGAAAAUUUUAUGAAUACAAUUGCAUAUUAUGGUGCUAUAUACAUUGCGUUAGGACUUUGUGAACAUUUAAUCUUUAGGAGAAAUUAUCAAGCAUAUAAGAUCGAGGAUUGGCAAGAUCAUAAGAAGAUGCCUAUUGGUAUCGCAGGAACGGCAGCUUUUAUUGUUGCUGCUUUUGGUGUUGCAUUAGGGAUGUGUCAGACAUAUUGGGUAGGUGAAAUAGCAAAGAGAAUCGGUAAAGAUGGUGGUGAUAUUGGAUUCGAAUUAGGGGCCGCCUGGGGUGCUAUAGUAUAUGUUGUGGUAAGACCAUUAGAGUUGAAGUAUUUUGGUCGUUAG